Molecule: messenger RNA, 1602 nt
Organism: Leopardus geoffroyi (Geoffroy's cat)
Lineage: Eukaryota; Metazoa; Chordata; Mammalia; Carnivora; Felidae
Exons: 5
Coding region: 1-777 (258 amino acids)
Source: RefSeq, a predicted model, not a curated record
AUGGCAAUUCUGGCCUUUGGACAUAGUUUCAUCAACUGCCACUUCACCAUGCUGAGGCUUUGUAGGCCGAAAGGCAAAAGAAGUGAGAAGGGGGUCCAGGAGCAGGCGGAAACUGGAAGAGCAAUGCCCUUCCCGGUAUUUGUUAAUGACAGUUCCCAAGAGGAACGGGAAGGCGACACUGGCAGAUUCACAGGGAAGCCCCAGGGGCAGUCAAGACGCAGAAGUGAGGUGACUAGAUCUUACAUCACAGAUUCACAUACUAUCACUGAGAUGGUUGAUAAAGGGUGGCAAUGGUUGGCUAAUAGGGACAAAGAAUACAGACCAGUGAAUAUUCAGGUUAAACAGAUUGCAUUUACAGUUGAGCAGCACAUUUCCCAGCUAUUAAUACCAAGGACUAAUCAUAGUUCAUACAUCCUCACUCUUCACAGCCUGGCAAAAGGCUUUGGCAGCAGAAGGCUGAGUCAUUUUUAUCUCCCGUUGCCAUGGGAUCCUAUUGCCCUGGAGACCCUUCUACCAGAGCCUGCAGCACCAGCCACAGCGUCACUCACACUGAGAACUCUCCCAGGGCAGGAGCUGAGGUGGCCCACCAGUGAUCCCUUUUCAAAAUCAGAAAGUGUCAUUUCUGCAGUGGUUAAGGGCCAGUUAAUGUCAAGGGAAAGUCCCUACGUCCACUCUGGCAUUUGGCUAAAUCCAGUCCUGCUUUACCUACAGCUGGAUUCCACAGACGGAGGAUCAUCUGGUUCUCGCCUGCGACUGCGGUUGACCAAGGGUAACUGAAUCUGCGGACAGCGAAACCAAGGAUAACGCGCGACUGUUGUCCUACAAGCUACUCUGCGGGAGCUUGUCUUUUCCCUCGUUUGCUUUAGGUUCUGGCUUCAUAUGGAUAAUAAAAGAAACAAAAAUUCAAAAAGGAACUGUGACCCCCUAUCCCUCUGAUGAAGUGAUUUUCGAAUUCUGUAAGAUCAAAUUCUUGCUGGCUCGUUUUCAUUCUUGGUGAUAAACAGAACAUCUACUGAAACCGUUCUCUGUUUCCCUGAUCCCUUGCGGUGCUUUAGAAAUAAUUUUGUACCUUCGAUCACCAUGAUCUGAGCCCUGUCAGCCCUCCACACAAGCUGCUGGAAGGCAGAACUGGGUCUGGUCCAUAUUUGCCCCUCCCACAGCCCUUCCAGCAUUCCCUGAAAUUGGCCAGGAGCUGCAGAGGAAGAGGAAGGACCCAGUAUCCAGAAGAACUUGUACCAAUCAACCGAAGCUUCAGAUUCUAACUGUGGCAUUCGGACUGAUUAAAUCUUCUUCAUUUCCUAUAGUCACCUUUUCAGUGAUUUCCAUCAUCAGAAACUUCAAAAGCCCUAACAAUUCAUAUUGCCAUUUUUUGCUUUAUUUUGUUCUGUAUCACGGUCUAAAAUACUAGUUAGUCCAUUCAGUGAUCUUGAAUAUUGUCCAUCACCUCUAUUAGUAUAGAAGCACCAUGAUGGCAGGGGUUUUUGCCUGUUUUGUUUACUACUUUCUUCCCAGUGGCUAAGCCAUGCUUGGCACAUACUAAAUCCUUAAUAAGUAUCUAUUUAAUUAAUUAAUUAGUUAAUUAAACACAUCAAAUUCCUUGUA